Scheffersomyces coipomensis is the source of this 1155-nucleotide messenger RNA. It is a transcript of the gene IFE1, whose product is annotated as putative dehydrogenase. The coding region runs from base 1 to 1155 and encodes 384 amino acids. Gene Ontology annotation, cellular component: cytoplasm. Lineage: Eukaryota; Fungi; Ascomycota; Pichiomycetes; Serinales; Debaryomycetaceae. The transcript has a single exon. Gene Ontology annotation, molecular function: zinc ion binding; (R,R)-butanediol dehydrogenase activity. Gene Ontology annotation, biological process: butanediol biosynthetic process. The record is from RefSeq and is a predicted model, not a curated record.
AUGAAAGCUAUAGUUUAUCACGAUAGAGGAGAUGUCCGUUAUCAUGAUGAUUUCAAAGAACCUCAAAUUUCAAGACCAGAUGACGUUAAAAUUAAAGUUCACUAUUGUGGAAUUUGUGGUUCAGAUUUAAAAGAAUUUACUGAUGGUCCAAUAUUCUUUAGUGAAAAAGAUACCAGAAAUGAAAUUUCAGAUUUACCUUACCCUCAAUGUAUGGGUCACGAGAUUAGUGGAGAAAUUUUUGACGUUGGUUCAAAUGUUACAACUUUAAAGAAGGGUGAUAAAGUCGUAGUUGAAGUUACUGGGACUUGCUUCGAUAGAUAUAGAUUCCCUGAUUCUCCAAACUUUAAUAAAAAAAAAUGUGCCAGUUGUCUUGAAGGUCAUUAUAAUGCUUGUGCUUAUUUAGGGUUACAAGGUUUAGGGUUCGAUAAUGGUGGUUGUUCUGAAUUCUUAGUAACUGCCGCUACAAAAGCGGUUAAAUUCGAUGAAUCAAUUAUUCCAAUGGAUGUGGCUGCUUUGAUUCAACCCAUUGCCGUUAGUUGGCAUGCAGUUCGUGUUUCUAAUUUUAGAAAAGAUUCUUCGGCAUUAAUUUUAGGUGGUGGUCCAAUUGGUUUGACCACUAUUUUUGCAUUAAAAGGUAAUAACGUUGGGAAAAUCGUUCUUAGUGAACCGGCUUUAGCAAGAAGACAAUUAGCUGAAAGAUUAGGUGUAACCGUUCAUGAUCCAAGUGGGAAAUCAAUCGAAGAAAAUAUUAAAGAAUUAAAAGCUUUAUCACCAGGUGGUUAUGGUUUUAAUUUCUCAUAUGAUUGUUCAGGGGUUCCAGCUACUUAUCAAACCAGUGUUAGAGCUUUAAACAUUAGAGGUGUUGCAACCAACGUUGCAGUUUGGGCUCAUAAGGCAGUCGAUCAUUUCCCAAUGGAAUUAACCCUUUCUGAAAAAAUGGUCACUGGAUCCAUUUGUUUUGUUAAAGAAGAUUUUGAAGAAGUUAUUGACGCUUUAGAAAAAGGUUUAAUUCCAGUUGACGAAACUAAAUUAUUAAUCACUUCCAAAAUCCAUUUAGAAGAUGGAGUUGAAAAGGGAUUCUUAGAAUUAAUUCAUCAUAAAGAAAAACAUAUCAAAAUUUUAUUCUCUCCAAAAGAGGAAUAUAGAUCAAAAUAA